Hemiscyllium ocellatum (epaulette shark) is the source of this 2404-nucleotide messenger RNA. RefSeq names its product zinc finger protein 271-like. The transcript has 4 exons. Gene Ontology annotation, cellular component: nucleus. Gene Ontology annotation, biological process: regulation of transcription by RNA polymerase II. Lineage: Eukaryota; Metazoa; Chordata; Chondrichthyes; Orectolobiformes; Hemiscylliidae. The record is from RefSeq and is a predicted model, not a curated record. Gene Ontology annotation, molecular function: DNA-binding transcription factor activity, RNA polymerase II-specific; RNA polymerase II transcription regulatory region sequence-specific DNA binding. The coding region runs from base 338 to 2263 and encodes 641 amino acids.
CGAUCACUGAAAGAGAAGGCUGGUCCAAACGAAUGCCCUUCAAGGUGGUCCAGCCAUCAACAUCCUGCAGAGCGGCACCUCUAUCUUCGCAGAUCAUCUGGUCAUAUUUAUCAUCGCCAUCGACAUAUGUGGAGUAUUUGAAAAUCUGAAGACUGAAGUUUCAAAAUCAACAGAUGAAGGGCUUAUGCCCGAAACAUUGACUCUCCUGCUCCUCGGACGCUGCCUGACCUGCUGUUUUGCCAGCGCCACAUUUUUUGACUGACUCUCCAGCGUCUGCAGUCCUCACUUUGAUGUCAAUGUCUGACAGUUACUCAAUCCAUCGGGACCACAACAAUUUAUGACUGUGAUUUCUGUGGGAGGGAUAAAUGCUUUUUGGUUCCUGUUUGAGGACGUUUUCAGCAUCAGGUGGGACUGGACGAGAGACCCCACUGUUGCAGCGCACUGUGUGUGGAGCCUGAAACAGUUAUACGGCUUGGGAAGGGGAUUUCACGGCAGGGAGGGGCUCUACACGUGUUUGUGUGCAGCUGAAACUGUGGCCAUGGAGAAACCCGAGGAAUCCCACUCUGUGGAGAAACUGUGGAAGUGUGGGGACUGUGGGAAAGGCUUCCGUGUCCCGUCUGCCCUGGAGACUCAUCGGCGCAGUCACACCGGGGAGAGACCAUUCCCCUGCACCGACUGCGGGAAGGCCUUCAGCACUUCCUCCACCCUGCUGAGCCACCAGCGUGUCCACACCGGGGAGAGGCCGUUCAGCUGCCCUGAGUGUGGGAAGGCCUUCAGGUAUUCCUCCCACCUGCGGACCCACCGGCAUUUCCACACGGGGGAGAGGCCGUUCAACUGCCCUGAGUGUGGAAAGGCCUUCAGACAUUCCUCCACCUUGCGGACCCACCGGCUUGUCCACACCGGGGAGAGGACUUUCAGCUGCCCCGAGUGUGGGAAGGCCUUUAUCUUGUUCUCCUCCCUGAUGAGGCACCAGCGGGUCCACACGGGGGAGAGGCCCUUUACCUGCCCCGAGUGUGGGAAGGCCUUCAGCGAAUCCUCCACCCUGCUGAGGCACCAGCAGAUCCACACGGGGGAGAGACCGUACACCUGCCCUCAGUGCGGGAAGGGCUUCACCCGGGCCUCCCAAAUGGAGACACACCAGCGUGUCCACACUGGGGAGAGACCGUACACCUGCUCUCAGUGCGGGAAGGGCUUCACCUGCUUCUACCACCUGCGGAGACACCAGCGGAUCCACACCGGGGAGAGGCCCUUCAGCUGCCCCGAGUGUGGGAAGGCCUUCAGCACAUCUUCCGCCCUGCUGACCCACCAGCGGAUCCACACCGGGGAGAGACCUUACACCUGCUCUCAGUGCGGGAAGGGUUUCACCCGCCCCUCCCACCUGCGGAGCCACCAGCGAGUUCACACUGGGCAGAAACCGUGGAAGUGUGGGGACUGUGGGAAAGGCUUCCGUUUCCCGUCUGCCCUGGAGACUCAUCGGCGCUGUCACACCGGGGAGAGGCCAUUCCCCUGCACCGAGUGUGGGAAGGCCUUCAGAUAUUCCUCCCACCUGCUGGCCCACCAGCGGGACCACACGGGGGAAAGACCCUUCAGCUGCCCUGAGUGCGGGAAGGCCUUCGUGUUUUUCUCCGCCCUGUUGGCCCACCAGCGGAUCCACACAGGGGAAAGGCCAUUCAGCUGCCCUGAGUGUGGGAAGGCCUUCAGCGAUUCCUCCGCCCUGCUGAUCCACCAGCGGGUCCACAUGGGGCAGAGGCCCUUCAGCUGCCCCGAGUGUGGGAAGGGCUUCAGCACAUCCUCCACCCUGCUGAAGCACCAGCGGGUCCACAAUGAGGAGAGGCCGUACAUCUGCUCUCUGUGCGGGAAGGCCUUCAGCACAUCCUCCACCCUGCUGACCCACCAGCGGGUCCACACCGAGGAGAGGCCGUACAUCUGCUCUCAGUGCGGGAAGGCCUUUACCCGGUCCUCCACCCUGAUGAGCCACCAGCAUGUCCACACUGGGGAGAGGCCGUUCACCUGCUGUCAGUGCGGGAAGGGCUUCACCUACUCCUCCACCCUGUGGAGCCACCAGCGGGUCCACACGGGGGAGAGGCCCUUCAGCUGCCCUCAGUGCGGGAAGGCCUUCAGCAGAUCUUCCUCCCUGCUGAGCCACCAGCGGAUCCACACCGGGGAGAAGCCGUACAUCUGCUCUCAGUGCGGGAAGGGUUUCACCCGCCCCUCCCACCUGCGGAGCCACCAGCGAGUUCACGUGCCAUCGCAGGGGGAUUGAAGGAGUGACGGCCGAGUCCCAUUAUCGAUUGGAAUAUCAACCCGGUUCCGGGGACUCCCAGGUUUGAAUCCCGCCACGACAGAUGGCAGAAUUGGUAUUCGGUCAGAAAUGUGGAAUUCGGAAUCUAACGAUGAGACCAUU